Messenger RNA from Alexandromys fortis (reed vole), 4932 nucleotides. RefSeq names its product RAD50 interactor 1 (gene Rint1). Gene Ontology annotation, cellular component: Dsl1/NZR complex. Gene Ontology annotation, biological process: retrograde vesicle-mediated transport, Golgi to endoplasmic reticulum; endoplasmic reticulum to Golgi vesicle-mediated transport; regulation of ER to Golgi vesicle-mediated transport. The transcript is spliced from 15 exons. The record is from RefSeq and is a predicted model, not a curated record. The coding region runs from base 272 to 2584 and encodes 770 amino acids. Lineage: Eukaryota; Metazoa; Chordata; Mammalia; Rodentia; Cricetidae.
AAGGAAGCCGAGGUGGCGCUCAGUCUGGCCUCCCUGGAGGCUGAUGUGGUGGUUUUGCCCGUCCGUGGGCGCCCUUACCGGACUCUGUAAGCCAGGCUGGCGGCGGAUGGAAUCGAGGACUCGCGCGGAGGCAGGAUGCUUCCAGCUGGCGAGAUAGGCAGGGUGUCGGCAGCCCCGGUGACCUUUUGGAGCCCUGUGUGCACUCCACUUGAAUCUAACUUGUUCGCCACACCCGUUUUUCUGCCAGUGCUGCCCCGAAAGCGGUGACCAAAUGAAGAACACAGAGGAGAAACGUGACAUGAACAUUGCAGCUCUUGUUGGAAGCGAACAACCCAUGCAAGGUAGAGGUGACGAUGAGCUUCCCCUGAACGUGUCUGCAUUCAUAGAAAAGGAAGUGGGAAGUGACCUGAACUCUUUAAAGAAACUUGGCAAACUCAUAGAACAGAUGACAGAAAAUAAAAUGAAGUUACAAGAACAGGUACUUGCAAUUUCGUCAGAAAUCCCUAAAAGAAUUCAAAGUGCUUUAAAAGAUGCAGAAGUAUCCAGACACGUUCUUAGUCAGUUUCUGGAGCAGGAAACUCCUCUCUUCAGCUCCAUCACCAGCCAUUUGCUGACUGCACAGCCCUGGAUGGACGACCUCAGUGCCAUGAUCAGCCAGAUAGAAGAGAUCGAGCAGCAUCUCACGUACCUUAAGUGGGUUUCCCAGAUCGAAGAGCUAAGUGAUAACAUUCAGCAAUACCUGAUGACCAAUAAUGUGCCAGAGGCAGCCUCUAUCCUGGUCGCCAUGACAGAAGUUGACAUCAAGCUUCAGGAGUCAUCUUGUACUCAUCUUCUUAGUUUCGUGAGAGCGACAGUUAAAUUCUGGCAUAAAAUUCUCAAGGACAAGCUUACCAGUGAUUUUGAGGAAAUUUUAGCACAGCUUCAUUGGCCAUUCAUCACACACACCCAGUCUCAGACUGUUGGCAUAAGCCGGCCUGCUGGUGCGCCUGAGGUGUAUUGUACCCUGGAGACCCUGUUUUGUCAACUGUUGAAACUUCAAGCCUCAGAUGAAUUAUUAACUGAGCCAAAACAACUACCAGAAAAAUAUUCUCUUCCUGCAUGCCCUUCUGUGAUCCUGCCCAUCCAGAUCAUGCUGACUCCCCUUCAGAAGAGAUUCAGGUACCAUUUCAGAGGAAGCCGGCAGACGAACGUCAUCAGCAAGCCUGAAUGGUACUUGACUCAGGUACUCAUAUGGAUUGGAAACCAUGCUCACUUUCUGGAUGAGAAGAUUCAGCCAAUAUUGGAUAAAGCAGGCUCUGUAGUAAAUGCCAGGCUCGAGUUUUCCUGGGGCCUUGUGAUGCUCGUCCUUGAGAAGCUGGCUUCCGACAUACCUUGCCUGCUCUAUGAUGACAAUCUCUUCUGCCAUUUGGUGGAUGAGGUGUUGUUGUUUGAGAGGGAGCUGCACAGCGUCCAUGGCUACCCUAGCACUUUGGCCAGUUGCAUGCAUAUUCUGUCAGAGGAAACCUGUUUUCAGAGAUGGUUGACUGUGGAGAGAAAAUUUGCUCUUCAAAAAAUGGACUCGAUGCUUUCAUCAGAGGCUGCUUGGGUAUCUCAAUAUAAAGACAUCACUGAUGUGGAUGAAAUGAAGGUUCCAGACUGUGCGGAAGUUUUUAUGACUUUACUUUUGGUUAUAACUGACAGGUAUAAAAAUCUUCCCACAGCUUCCCGAAAGCUACAGUUCCUGGAGUUACAGAAAGAUCUAGUCGAUGAUUUUAGGAUACGAUUAACACAGGUCAUGAAAGAAGAGACCAGAGCUUCACUUGACUUCCGGUACUGUGCAAUUCUUAACGCUGUGAACUACAUCUCCACAGUCCUGGCAGAUUGGGCUGACAAUGUUUUCUUCCUGCAGCUUCAGCAGGCAGCGCUGGAGGUCUUUGCAGAGAAUAACGCCCUCAGUAAGCUGCAGCUGGGACAGCUGGCCUCCAUGGAGAGCUCUGUCUUCGAUGACAUGAUUAAUCUCUUGGAGCGUUUAAAGCUUGAUAUGUUGACUCGCCAAGUGGACCACGUUUUUAGAGAAGUGAAAGAUGCCGCAAAGUUGUAUAAGAAGGAAAGAUGGCUGUCCCUGCCGUCUCAGUCUGAACAGGCAGUGAUGUCCCUGUCCAGCUCAGCCUGCCCACUCUUGCUGACCUUGCGAGAUCAUCUGCUUCAGCUGGAGCAGCAGCUUUGUUUCUCCUUAUUCCGAAUUUUCUGGCAGAUACUUGUAGAGAAGCUGGAUACAUACAUCUAUCAGGAGAUAAUCCUUGCUAAUCAUUUCAACGAAGGAGGAGCAGCCCAGUUACAGUUCGAUAUGACACGGAAUCUUUUCCCUUUGUUUUCUCACUAUUGCAAGAGACCAGAAAACUACUUUAAACAUGUAAAAGAAGCCUGCAUUGUUCUGAAUUUGAACAUUGGUUCUGCAUUACUCCUGAAAGAUGUCCUGCAGUCAGCUUCCGAGCACGUUCCUGCCACAGCAGCCUUAAAUGAAGUUGGAAUUUACAAACUGGCUCAGCAAGAUGUUGAGAUUUUGCUCAAUUUGAGGACAAACUGGCCUAACACUGGAAAAUAAUGUAUCUUUAAGAAAAGGGCUAUUUAACAAAGAAAAUAGUUGGAUUGAAGUUAUCUGCUAAAAGUUCUGAAUUACUGAAACUGGACAAAUGAAAACUUGGUAGAAUCAUUUAUUAUCUUGAGUUAUGCUGUCACCAAAGCAAUGAACAUGCUUCCUCCGUCCUCCUGCUCCUAAGAAAACAAAGAACAGAAAACUCAGCUAUAAGAAGCAGAGUAAUUACAAAUUAGGAUUACGGAUAGGCAUGCAGACAUCUGAAGACAGCGUGGGCGCAAAGGCCAGCCAUAACUAACCUCCACUUUGCUAAUCAAGGGGAACUAUUGUAGAAAGCUGAACACCCCCAGUACAUUGUAGAAAUACUAAGUUACGGAUGUAUGUUGACAAUUGAGGUUCCUGUACCCAGUUGGGAUUUUACUAUGUUUAUAUGAGAAAUGCACAGUGCGUUGGGAGUGGGAGAAGACACCUAUAAUCUCAGGAGGAUCACUGUGUGUUUAAGACUCGCCUGGGCAGCAUAGAUUCUGUCUCACCAGAGAAAAACAAAACAAACAAACCACACCACCCCCAAACCAACAACACAACAGUUUUAUGAGAUGGUGGUUAAGCUAUAGUUGUUCCUAAUUUUCAAUUCUCAUGUCUUUCAAUUAAAGUAUUUGUUGUAUUUGUGUGUGUGUGUUCAUGAGCAUGUGUGUGUCUAUUUGCUCAUGUGUGGGAUAUAUAGGUGUGUGUGCGCCUGUGGAGGUCAGAGGUCAAUCUUGGGUGUUGUUCCCCAAGAUGUCCACCUUGUUUUGGAGACAGGGUCUCUCACUGGGACUUUGGGCAGGCCCAGGGUUCUUCUGUCUCUGCCUCCCCUAGACAGGCAUUACAAGUGUAAACCAUCUCGUAACUAUUAGCCACACCUGUUGACAAUAACCUUGAGAGAGCAGAACUCUGGCCUAAAUCUAGGUGGGAGCUUUGUUUGAAGUAGAAACACAAUAAUCUUGAAGGAACAAGAGGUAAGUUCCACCUCUCUGACCUUUGGUCAAGGUUAAAAUAUGCUCACAUUUUUUGGGCCUCCAUGGGUGUCUACAUACCCACGCCCGUCCUGGAACUCACUAUAUUAAGAUAUAGGCUUCCCUCGAGCUCACAGAGAUCUGUGUGCUGGGAGUAAAGGUGUGUUCCAACAUACCCCACAGUGAUGCAGUUUCCUGUUGAGACAAAAAUUAAGCUGCCUAUCAUUACCCCUCUCCUUACCCAGGGUGAGUUUUCCUUGUGUUCACUUUGUAACUACUUGGAAGUUAAAGGGAGUGAAAUAUUUCACUCAAAACUAAGAUGGCUUGGCAGGUAAGGUGCUUGCUGUGCAUGUGUGAGGACCUACCUGAGUUUGAAUCCUCAGAACCCAUGUAAAGCUGCUCACACUAGGGUGAACGCUGCUUCUACAGUAAGAUGUGAGGUGGAGAUGGAGAAGCCUAUAAGUUGUGGACUGGCCAGCCAGGGUUCACAGUGCUGCAGCAAGCGACAGAGUGUAGGAGGUGAGAACUGACACCUGAGAUUGCUCUGACCUCUACAUGUGUGCUAUGGCUAUGCAUGCACACAUAUUACACACACUACACACACAGACAUAUGCACACACAUACUCACACACCCACACACUAAACAAGAAAGGGUAAGUGGUACUUUGUGUGCAGUUGUGUUCAGAAUCAUACCAUGUUACUAAAAUAUGAAAAAGCUUACACUUUGUCCAGUUAUUAGAUGCUCCUUAUCAUUGAAAAGUUCACCUGCAGCACACAGACCCAAGUGUGUUAAGGCUGCAAAAGUGAGCAUGAGAAGAAAUGAAAAUUUGUGACGUGACCUUUAUACUACACAAAUGAUAUGCUACCUCUGCUAGAGGAGACCAUUUGAAAACACUGACAUGCUGUUAUCAGUAAAGAAAGGAAGCAUUCUAUUAACUUCGUGAUUCUGAGUAAAGUCUCCUGGUUUUUCUGCAAAUAGUUGAAAUUCUUGUAUGAACUUAAACUAUAACAAGUGGAAAAAUAGUCAUAGUGUUAGUUUUUCUUAAGAUGAGCCUCUCUGCCGACACAAAUAAUUCCAAUCAGACCAAAUAAAUGCUGCCCAUGUUUAGUGCAGUGCUCCUGGGUGGCCCCAGGGGAGAUGGAGAGGGAAAGAGAGAAAAGGGGAGACCACGGGAAACCUGGAGACCAGUCAGUGAGAUGUCUCUCUCUGUCAAUUGUAGAGCUUGGGAAGUUUCUUUCAAUGUACUUCCUGUUUACUUAGGUAAUGUUUUAUCCUUCUGGAUUCUUUGAUGGAUUUGAAGAAUACAUUGUUUUCCUUAGUUGUGAUAAAAGAUAAAAUAAAUAUAAAUAUUGUAACUGUAA